CGCCACACCCACAACUACCACACAUUACACACGUUCUGGACCAAGAGCAUGUCGUCGCGACGGAGCUCGAACGCGUCGGGCAAGUCGGGCAAGUCGGGCAGGUCGGGCUUGCUCUCGCCGUCGGUAGUGGGCGGAGCAAGCGGGAUGGGAUCGAGGAGUUCUUUCGGAGGAAGCCAGUCGGCUGCAUCGUCGUUGGCGAUGGCUCUGACGGACGAUCAGCUGGCACAGUUUGAAGACGCGUUCUCACUCAUGGCCGACGCAAAGUCCAACGUCAUCACCCACGAUGGCUUGGCCUCGGUCUUUGACAUGCUCGGCCUCGGCGCCAAUGAUGACGACAUCGAGAACAUGCUCAACGAGGUGGAGCCGUCAGGCUCGCAGCAACUCUCUUUUGAUCAGUUCCUCACAAUCAUGUCCCGCUCGCUCGAGGACAAGAGCUCUGACGACAUCCUCUACGCCUCCUUCCAGGUCUUUGACGUCGACGACUCGGGCACCAUCAACCUCCAAGAGUUCCGUGGAGUGCUGGAGAUGCUCGGCCAGCAGCUGACCGAUGAAGAGUACAUCCAGAUCAUCCGUGGCGCUGACACCGAUGCCGACGGCACCAUCGACUUUGAAGAGUACAAGCAGAUGCUGAGUCAGGGCUGAUCCGUCUCCUCGAUCUCUCUCGCCCUCCUGUCCCCGCAUGUGAACUCCAGCUGUUGCUGUCCGGCAGCCUGGAAUCCAUCAGAUGGUUGAGUCUUUGCUCCCGUCCCAAGCGCCGCACUAGCUGUAUCCGCCAUGCCUGGUCCGCCGCCCAAUGAGUCCAUCUUCCUUCCCACGCCACCACCCUGCCACGCCACCACCCCGCCACGCCACCACCACGCC
Messenger RNA from Thecamonas trahens ATCC 50062, 861 nucleotides. RefSeq names its product calmodulin. The record is from RefSeq and is a predicted model, not a curated record. Gene Ontology annotation, cellular component: cytoplasm. The transcript has a single exon. The coding region runs from base 49 to 642 and encodes 197 amino acids. NCBI's taxonomy places the organism in Eukaryota, Apusomonadida, Apusomonadidae. Gene Ontology annotation, molecular function: calcium ion binding.